This is a messenger RNA of Anguilla rostrata (American eel), 1494 nucleotides long. RefSeq names its product sialic acid-binding Ig-like lectin 10. The record is from RefSeq and is a predicted model, not a curated record. NCBI's taxonomy places the organism in Eukaryota, Metazoa, Chordata, Actinopteri, Anguilliformes, Anguillidae. Bases 242 to 829 code for a protein of 195 amino acids. The transcript is spliced from 7 exons.
UCCCUCUGGUUCUUUGUUGGUGGGCAGCUCUGUGACUCUGACCUGCAGCAGUAAUGCCAACCCAGCAGUGCAGAACUACAUCUGGUAUAAAGUGAAUGGGACAGAGAUAAACACUGUAGGAACUGGACAGAAUCUCACCUUUAAUGUGACUGAGUCCGGUGGCACUGAACAGUACUACUGUGAAGCACAGAAUGAAUAUGGCAAGGAGAACUCAAAAACUGUACAGCUGAAUGUGAUAUACAUGCCUCAGAUCUCUGGCUCUGGGAGCUGCAGCAGAACUGCAGCAGAGAUCAGCUGCUCCUGUGAGAGCCGUGGGAAUCCCUCUCCCAGCAUGGAGUGGCGUGUGUCUGGACUGCGGGUCACUAACUCUACUGAGAGAGUCAUCAGGGAGGAGCAGCUGGGGAACACAGGCCUGAGGAGCUCCCUCACCAUGCGCCAAUCACAGGGAGACACGCCCACUCUCCUCUGCGUCAGCACCAACACUCUCGGCUCCUCCAGCCUCCAGCUCCACCUCCCAUCACCACAGCAACACGCAGGAUUAAAUUUCAAUCCACUGUUACAUAUUAUCAUCAUAGGAAUGAUUUGUCUGUAUGUGCUGACUGUUGGAUUCUGUAUCCACAAAAAUAAAAGGUUGUCUAGAAGACUGAAGGGAGGGAGGGACGGGGACACAUAUGCCAGUCUGCAGCUCCCCAACAUCAGCCCUGACUAUGACGUGCUGCAGGUAAAAAACAAGCAUCAGAAACACACAGGGAGUACACAAGAUGAGAACGAUGAUUACCAGAACGCUGAAGAUGGAAACAGACCAGAUUCAGGGGCUAAUUCAAAAUAGCAAGGCUGAAGAUCAGAGAGGGCUCCUGUUCACAGAUGGAUGACGGUGUGAACUUCGGUCUAAACCCACAUGAGAAUAAUAUUCUGUUUUAAAGGGGCAGUUCACCCGAAAAUGAAAGAAAGCUACGUUUCAUCUUACUAGGAGUGUUAUCUAUCCAUCCAGGUAGUUUUUCUGAGAUUUGAUGAGAUGUGUUAAACUUUCUGUUUUUCUCUAUCUUUCUCUCACUCUCUCAUCUCUCUCUCUUUUUCUCUCUCUCUCUCUUCCCCACUUAUUCAAAGCACUGUGCUUAUGCAUUUAUGAUGAAGAAAGUUUAUUUUUCAAAGUUAAUUGUACUUUUUUUAUGGCAGAAUUUAAAAAGGUUGGUUGAGUGAGAUAGACUGAAAGGACCUUUUACAGUCUUGCAAAGAAAGCUGGGGGAGAACAGGUCUUAAACACAACUGCAUUCCUUUUGUAGUCUUUUUGAAGUUGUAUAUAAAAUAAGGGCAGGACUAAAUGAGGUAUGUGUUUUUUAUUAAUUUUUGUUGUACAAUUAAGGAAAGAACAAACAAAAAUAAUCUUCUGUACAAUAGCAAUUUGAAUUAUGUACAGUAAAAAGUGUUGCUCUAACAGGAUUUAUGUCGUCAAAAAGGGAUAAAAUGUAUUUGCUGGUUUGACAUUGAACAUUU